Liolophura sinensis is the source of this 1537-nucleotide messenger RNA. Its product is annotated as multiple epidermal growth factor-like domains protein 10. The coding region runs from base 170 to 1537 and encodes 455 amino acids. Lineage: Eukaryota; Metazoa; Mollusca; Polyplacophora; Chitonida; Chitonidae. Gene Ontology annotation, molecular function: scavenger receptor activity. The record is from RefSeq and is a predicted model, not a curated record. The transcript is spliced from 9 exons.
GUUGUGAAUUUUAAGCCGUCCGUAAUCAGUGUUGAUUAUCAUUUUCAGCACAGACGAAUGCAUUAACGAAGCAGAAAUGUUGGACGGCCGGAAUCGGUCGAGGAAAGACACUUGGAUUACUUGAGAUUUGGUUUUGGCCUGUGCCUAAUCCCCUGCCAUUUCACAGGAUAUGCUUCAUAGAGUCCCCAAGAUUUGCCUAGCUUGUCUGGCUACAGUUUUGUCGCUGUGUCUUCUAAUCGAAUCUCAGUGUCCCAUUGGGCAGUUUGGACCACAAUGUAGCUACGAGUGUCACUGUGACGGAAUAUGUGAUGCAGAGACCGGAGUGUGUGGAGGGAAGUGCCGUAACACGGCCGACCAGAAAUGGGCUGGUCCCACAUGUCAACUUGAGAACAAAGCCUAUGACAAGCCUGUGGCACAGAGCUCAACAGCUCGUCUCAGGGGUCACAGGUACAUCGCUAGUUAUGCUGUUGACGGUAAGGAGGGGCAGGAGUUGGUGGAUUUCACCUGCACUUUGACCUCCAAGGAAAACAACCCUUGGUGGAGAGUGGAUCUUGGGAAUUACUACUAUAUUCAGAAAAUUGAUGUCUACAACAUUCUGGAAGAAAACUACAAGAGUUAUCUGUCGGGAUUUAAGAUCUACAUCAGCAAUUCCACGAGUGAGGGGGCCUUCAAAGAGCUGUGUUAUAGUCAUAGCGGAGAAAGCAUUGGGAAAAACAUCAGCGUGACCUGUGUCAAGGCACUGAGUGGUCAGUUUGUCAUUGUAGAGCAGCCUGUUCAUGACACGCUGACAUUGUGUGAGGUGGAGGUGUAUGUAUGUGCUGGUGGCAGUUACGGACCUGAGUGUGAGCAUGUCUGUGGUCACUGUGUAAGCGGUCGACCAUGUCAUCCUAUCACUGGAGAGUGCCCAGACAGGUUAUGUGCCCCUGGCUGGGACGGACCCAAUUGUAACAAGAGAUGCCCCGGGAGAAGCUUUGGCUAUCAGUGUCUUUCCAUGUGUGGUGGUUGUCGUGCCAACACGACAUGUGACUCUGUGGAUGGACGGUGUCUUGAUGGAUGUGUAGAUGGCAGGAAAACUCAGUUCUGUAAUACAACCUGCCCUGGAGGCACCUGUGUUGAAAGGUGUGGGCAGUGCAUCAACAGUGAACCGUGUGACAUCAAGUUUAACACAGGCAUUUGUGAGAAUGGUUGUGAACCAGGUUGGAAGACAGAACUCUGUAAUGUGGCCUGUCCAGCCGGGCAGUAUGGGAAGAACUGUCAGUCCCGGUGUGGAAACUGUGUACCUGGUACAGUGUGUAAACCAGACACUGGCGAGUGUCCAGAAGGGUGUCAGCGUGGUUGGGUGGGCAGCAACUGUGAUAUCAGAGAUGGACCGGAAGAGCCUUUGCCUGGUGGCAGCAGUAAUACUAAUGGUGGUAAUAAGACAGGAGUUAUUGUUGGGUGUGUGAUAGCAGCCAUUGUCAUCCUGGCCGUAGGACUCCUACUGCUACUCUACUACAAGCGGUUAGUAACACCUCAUUUUUUACACUCGUCUGUCUAG